Glycine soja is the source of this 1556-nucleotide messenger RNA. Its product is annotated as protein REVEILLE 6-like. Bases 172 to 1095 code for a protein of 307 amino acids. The transcript has 8 exons. The record is from RefSeq and is a predicted model, not a curated record. Lineage: Eukaryota; Viridiplantae; Streptophyta; Magnoliopsida; Fabales; Fabaceae. Gene Ontology annotation, molecular function: DNA binding.
UCGGUUCCAACUUGUGGAAAAAUGAAGUUAAAAUCACUGCCUCUCGUUCCCACUCAAACUUAGCUAGCGCAACACAAGCAACAAAACACAAACAAGCGAACAAUAGUUCACAACUAAAGGAAGAGGUUGUUGAAGAGAUAGAGAUACAUAGUGUUUGUGUUAGUGUUAUUUAUGGUGUCCCUCAACCUCAACCCAAACCCACCUCAAACUUUUCACUUCUUCGACCCCUUCAACAUGGAGGAUCAGAAUAAGAAGGUCCGAAAACCUUACACCAUUACCAAGUCCAGAGAGAACUGGACCGACCAGGAGCAUGACAAGUUUCUCGAAGCUCUUCACUUAUUCGACCGUGACUGGAAGAAGAUUGAAGCAUUUGUAGGUUCAAAAACAGUUAUCCAGAUAAGGAGUCAUGCACAGAAGUAUUUCAUGAAAGUUCAGAAGAAUGGCACAAGUGAACAUGUACCUCCCCCUCGUCCAAAGAGAAAAGCUGCUCAUCCCUACCCACAAAAGGCAUCUAAAAAUGCUCUUACUAUAUCCCAAGUUGCGCGGCCAUUGCAAUCUUCAUCUGCUUUAUCUGAAUCAUCACACAUCUAUAGGCCAGAUUCAUCAUCUGUGGUUAGAACUCCAGUUAGCAGUGUGCCAUUGCCAUCUUGGGUUUAUAAUGUUACACCACCAGUCAGUCUUCCCCGAGUGACUAAAGAUGAUAUGGUGUUGAUGAGUCAACAAAUCAAUCCUUUCAGCAGUAGUAAUGAGAGCACUCCUAGGGGUUGGCCAAUUAGCAAACAGACAGAUCAGGGUGACCAAGGCAAGCCAACUAUAGUGAUGCCAGAUUUUGCACAAGUCUAUAGCUUCAUUGGCACUGUAUUUGAUCCAAAUGCAAUUAAUCAUCUACAGAGGCUGAAACAGAUGGACCCAAUAAAUGUAAAAACUAUAUUGCUAUUGAUGAGAAACCUCUCCACCAAUUUAAGGAGUCCUGAAUUUGAGAAUGAAAGAAGGAUGCUGUCAUUGUACUAUGCUAACAUGGAGAAGGAAAAAUCCAGUAGUCAUCGAAGCCAACCCCUCACUGACAGAUCAGAGAGUGUUGUCUUAUCUGCUUAAGGUGUUACCAAUGGUUUAUCAGGAACAUAGUUUUUAAAUAUCUUCCAAAAACACAAUAAGCUUUCCUCUCAGCUACCACUAACUCCAAAUGGUGAAAUAUGGGGCACAAGAGGGGAAAGGAUUACAGGUUUUACUAACAGUUUGUAGGUUGCAGAUACUUGCAUGUGUGCAUGCGUGCACGUGUAUGUAGUUUACUGUCCUUUAGGCUUAUGUGUGUAUCUUAUGAAGAUGGUUGUCAUAGGAAUGCAGGAUAAUGAGUCCAGAGUCCUGUUAAGGUAACCUGGAGGCUGUACUGUACAGAAUAUUGAGAGCGUCUGUGUGUAAUGUUGUGAUGGUUUUUUCUACAAUUUAGUAUACAAGAGCGGUGCUAUGAUUUAGGAGGUGCUACCUGUGUUGUAUAUAAACCAAAAGCAAUAAAGAGCAUAUAUAAAUUGUGAUUAUUUCAUGCAUGCACAUGCACA